CACAAAACCCGACUUCAACCACACCCAGGAUGUUCCGGUCGCUCUUGACACCGACCCGCGCCGCCUCGGUGGGCGUGGCCUCUGCACUCGGUCUUGCAUCUGCCGCCUCGAGCCAGACGCGAGCGAAUGGUCUCAACAACGAGGCGCGCCAUCCCCGUGCGAUCAUCGCCAACCCUGAUGUGUUUGCGACCAAGCUGCACAAGAUGGUGCAAGACGGCCCCGAGAAGCUGCUCUUGAUUGCCGACUUUGACUUUACGUUGACGCCGUACUUCAACAAGGACGGGGGCCGCGGCCACUCGUGCCAUGGGAUGCUGGCCUCGAGUCACGUGCUCGAUCCAGAGUUUUUCGCCAAGUCGAAUGCGCUGUUUCAGAAGUUUUACCCGAUUGAAAUUUCGCCGAUUCUUGCGCACGACGAGAAGGAACCGCACAUGAUCGAAUGGUGGACGACGGAGCACCAACUCUUUGUGGACCACAAGAUGCACCGCCACCACGUCCAGGCCGCGGUUGCCAAGUCGGACAUUGAGUUUCGCGAUGGCUUUACUGAGCUCUUCCGCGACCUUGCUGCGCACAACGUGCCGACGCUCAUCUUCUCGGCGGGUCUAGCAGAUGUCAUCCACAAUGUGCUCCAGAAAAUCUACAAGGACGCUAUCUUUACGCCCAACCUCCACAUCGUCUCGAACGUGAUGCGGUUUGAAGAGCCCAGUGGGAAGCUCCUCGGGUUCCACGACCCGCUGAUCCACUGCCACAACAAGAACGCGACUGUGCUGCGUGAGAGCUCGUUCUGGCAGGAAUGCGAAGCGCGCCACAAUGUGCUUUUGCUCGGCGACUCGGUCGGGGAUGCCCAAAUGGCGACAGGGCUGCCUGUGCACAACAUCAUCAAGAUUGGGUUCCUCAACCAUAGCCAAGAAGAACGCCUCGCCGAGUACCUCGGUAUCUUUGACGUCGUCAUCAUCAACGACGGCACGCUCAGCCUGCCCCAUACGCUUCUGCGUGCGAUUGCAGGCAAGUAAGCCUUGACGCAGCGCGGAGAAUCAGCCACGG
Molecule: messenger RNA, 1041 nt
Organism: Saprolegnia parasitica CBS 223.65
Lineage: Eukaryota; Oomycota; Saprolegniomycetes; Saprolegniales; Saprolegniaceae
Product: HAD-superfamily hydrolase
Exons: 7
Coding region: 30-1010 (326 amino acids)
Cellular component (GO): cytoplasm
Molecular function (GO): 5'-nucleotidase activity; magnesium ion binding
Source: RefSeq, a predicted model, not a curated record